GUGCGCUUCAUGGAAAUGCAGGUAGGUGUUUUUUGUUUUCUGUAAUCAAAGAUGAGUAAAGGAAGCAGUGGAGCCACCAAGGGUGGAAAGAAGAAGGGAGCAACCUUCGUUAUUGAUUGUGCAAAGCCUGUUGAAGAUAAGAUCAUGGAAAUCGCUUCAUUGGAGAAGUUUCUUCAGGAGCGCAUCAAAGUUGGUGGGAAGGCUGGAGCACUUGGUGAUGCCGUUACUGUCACUCGUGACAAAACCAAAAUUACCGUCACCUCCGAGAGCACCUUCUCUAAGAGGUAUUUGAAAUACCUGACUAAGAAGUAUCUAAAGAAGAACAAUGUCCGUGAUUGGCUCAGAGUCAUUUCCUCAAACAAGGAAAGGAAUGUUUAUGAGUUGAGGUACUUCAACAUUGCUGAGAAUGAGGCUGAGGAGGAAGAUUGAGAAGCUGGAAUUGGUCAAUCUUAUUAAUAGAACAUUUCUUUGUUGAAGUUUUAGUUUGUACCUUCUUCCAUUAUCUGAAAUUGUUGGCCUUGUGAGACUUUAUUUACAAUUUUGUCAGUGAAAUCAAAUCUUGCACUUUUGCCCUGCUAAAUUGAGAAAAUGCGAUUAGCCAUCUUGUAGUUGGUUUAUUUCUUCUA
This is a messenger RNA of Lycium ferocissimum, 626 nucleotides long. Its product is annotated as large ribosomal subunit protein eL22y-like. NCBI's taxonomy places the organism in Eukaryota, Viridiplantae, Streptophyta, Magnoliopsida, Solanales, Solanaceae. Gene Ontology annotation, biological process: cytoplasmic translation. Gene Ontology annotation, cellular component: ribosome. The coding region runs from base 52 to 429 and encodes 125 amino acids. The record is from RefSeq and is a predicted model, not a curated record. Gene Ontology annotation, molecular function: structural constituent of ribosome; RNA binding. The transcript has 2 exons.